AUGAAGCUCACCCUUGCCUUUAUCCCUCUUGUUCUCGGCGUUAGCUACACAACUGCUAUUCCCCGCCCUGUUCAAAACAGCGACCUCCUUCCGAGGGCUCAGAUUGCCCAUGACUGUCCUUCAGCCGAUUUAGACACAUGUUGCAGUUGCUCUGAUGGAAUGGGCUACUGCACCGGCGGCAAGUGCUAUUGUAGCGCUGAAAUCACCUCCGACGAUUGGUGCCAGUGGGAUUGGCUCGAGGUCGGAUCGUGA
Messenger RNA from Aspergillus glaucus CBS 516.65, 252 nucleotides. RefSeq lists its product as uncharacterized. The record is from RefSeq and is a predicted model, not a curated record. The coding region runs from base 1 to 252 and encodes 83 amino acids. Lineage: Eukaryota; Fungi; Ascomycota; Eurotiomycetes; Eurotiales; Aspergillaceae. The transcript has 2 exons.